Molecule: messenger RNA, 667 nt
Organism: Chelmon rostratus (copperband butterflyfish)
Lineage: Eukaryota; Metazoa; Chordata; Actinopteri; Chaetodontiformes; Chaetodontidae
Gene: hopx
Product: HOP homeobox
Exons: 2
Coding region: 225-437 (70 amino acids)
Biological process (GO): cell differentiation; regulation of transcription by RNA polymerase II
Cellular component (GO): nucleus
Molecular function (GO): DNA binding
Source: RefSeq, a predicted model, not a curated record
ACACACGCCCGCACCAGCACACACACACUGCCUCCACCUCUCUCACACGCUCCCGCCGAGCUGCCAGUGAACCACCGCCGCUCCGCGCUUCUCCAUCUCCGCGUCCUGUGCGCACCGCGCCGCCUCUCCGCGUCCAGCUGCGCGCACCUCUCCCCCCGCGCUCCGGAGCUCCAAACUAGCGCCUGAAGCUGAACUGAGGCAACCCGGGACAGACAGAAACAGCGAUGGACCGCCUGAACCUGUCGGAGGACCAGAUCAAAGUGCUGGAGGACAGUUUCAAGAAAGUCAGCAAGCAUCCGGAUGAGACGACGCUCAUGUUGAUCGCUGCGGAGUGCGGACUGUCAGAGGAGGAAACACAAAAAUGGUUCAAGCUACGUAACGCACAGUGGAGGCAGGCGGAGGGUCUUCCAGCUGAACUGGGAUCGGUGCUGGACUGAGGCUGGACAAUGUGCUGGAUGCCUGGAGCUCCGUGUUGACCUUGUUUCUCCUGGACAAACUGACCCCACCACCCCCUCCUCAUACACUCCCCCCCUCCAUGUGUCCAUCUCUUUCUGUAUCUAUGAAGCUAUUUUAACUUACUGUACUGAAUGUGAAGGUGUUUGUGUGUUGCUGCCAAUAUAACCGCCAUGUUUACAGAAAUAAACAUAUUGUUAUUAUAAGUUAAAAA